Messenger RNA from Populus nigra (black poplar), 1088 nucleotides. RefSeq names its product protein EMBRYO DEFECTIVE 514-like. Lineage: Eukaryota; Viridiplantae; Streptophyta; Magnoliopsida; Malpighiales; Salicaceae. The coding region runs from base 213 to 905 and encodes 230 amino acids. Gene Ontology annotation, cellular component: chloroplast. The transcript is spliced from 2 exons. Gene Ontology annotation, biological process: chloroplast organization; chloroplast rRNA processing. The record is from RefSeq and is a predicted model, not a curated record.
CUUUAGAAAUAUGGGGUUGUCAAUGUUUUGUUGAAUUAUUGGUUUCUUUUUGCCCCCAAUAUGCUUAUAUUUAUGGACUAAUAAAUGGGUUAUGAAAGCUAUAUCAACCCAAUUGUUGAUGAAGUUAGUAAAGUUGUUAGCUUUUUUGUGUUAAGGAGGUGCUAUGUUUGAUAUUAAGGAGCUACAAUCUUGGACCACUUUCUCAUAUACUGAUGGUGGAGGAGACAGUAGCUGAAGCCAUUGAGGCUAACCUGGAGAGAGCUGACUCAGCUACCGUGGACAUGGAUAUGGUAGAGGAUGUGGCAGAAAAUGGUGCGAAGCGAGCUCGAGAGGGAGAGGAGGAGGAAAACGAAGAUGUAUUGAAGAAGCAGAAGGUGGAUAAAUCUGUGGAGGAAGAGCGGUUGGAGAAGCUUGAAGAAGAGGGAGAGGGAGAGGAGAAGGAAGAGAAGAAGGAAGAGGAGGAGAAGUCUGGACCGGUCAGCUUGGGUCCUAAGAGUUUCGGAUCAGCAGUGGAGAUGUUUGAUUAUUUCUACAAUUUCCUCCAUCAGUGGCCUCCCAAUAUUAAAGUCAACAAGUAUGAGCACAUGGUGCUGGUGGACUUGCUUAAGACUGGUCACUCAGAGCCUGACAAAAAGAUUGGUAGUGGCAUCCAAGCUUUCGAAGUUCGGUUUCAUCCAAGGUUUAAGAGUCGGUGCUUAUUCCUAAUUAGGGAUGAUGACUCUGUUGAUGAUUUCAGCUUUAGGAAGUGUGUAGAUCACAUACUUCCGCUGCCCGAGGACUUGAAAGUAAAAUCUGACAACUUUCUAGGUGGAGGUAAGGGUUACGGAGGGAAAGGUGGUCCUGGUGGAAGAGGUGGCCGAGGCCGCGGCCGUGGUUAUGGAAGAGGUGGUAGAUCAAGGAACUGAUGAAUCAUAGAAGACAAUUGAGGAUCACAUGUUUUUCUUCUUAUUGUCUGGCCAAGCUAUUCUCUCUGAUCCAAGUUUUGACUGUUAAAUUCUUAUAGUUUAAAGCCUUUUUAUGUGGCCUUAGAGAUCGUCUGUUUUUGCCGCUUCAAUGUAUUUCUUGUCUGAGCUGUUCCUUUUGCUCUA